AUGACGAAUCUUUUAGGACAGAUACCUCAAAAUAUGUGGGGUCUUUCGCUCAUCGAUACACUGCUGCCGCUGUGGAUCAUCAUUUGCAUGGUUGGAGGAGUCUUGAUCGGCUACUAUGUGCCUAAUGUCGAAACAGUGCUGGACGCUGCCAAGUUUGCAGAUGUGUCGCUCCCCAUCGCUAUCGGCCUGCUCGUAAUGAUGUACCCGGUCUUUUGUCGCAUCAAGUAUGAGGAGCUGGGAGAGCUUUUCAAGGGAAGGUUUAUGAGAAACCAACUCUUUUUUUCCUUAGCCAUCAACUGGAUCGUAGCUCCACUCCUCAUGGUCGCCCUGGCAUGGAUGACACUGCCGGACCUACCAGACUACAGGAGCGGAGUUAUCCUUGUCGGUAUUGCCCGGUGUAUCGCCAUGGUCCUCAUUUGGAAUCAGCUUGCAGAGGGAAACCAGGAGUUUUGCGCAGUUACGGUGGCUGUUAACUCUCUUAUGCAGAUCAUCCUGUACGGUCCGCUAGCUUACUUCUAUGUCGUCAUCGUCGGGAAAGGAACUGCAUUCCAUAUCGACAUGUGGGUCAUUUUCAGGAGCGUCCUCAUUUACAUGGGAAUCCCGCUGUUGGCUGGCUUUCUGACUCGUUGGAUCUUCCGUCGAUACGAGUGGUACCACAAGACGUUUGUCCCUGCAGUGGGAAAACUUUCGCUGCUGGCAUUACUCUAUGUCAUCGUUGUCAUGUUUGCUCUCCAAGGCCACGAGAUUGUCGACGACAUUGGCAAUGUUCUCCGAACAGCUGUUCCGUUGAUCCUCUAUUUCCUAGUCGUGUUCAUUGGGGUCCUGCUUUGGUGCAUGGCGACGAAGGUUCCCUACGACAUUGCCGUGCCACAGUGCUUCACCGCCGCCUCCAACAAUUUCGAGCUUGCCAUCGCUGUCGCUGUAGGCACCUAUGGCGUCAAAUCCAAGGAAGCUUUGGCUGCGACGAUUGGCCCUUUGAUCGAGGUCCCUAUGCUCCUAUUGUUGGUGUAUGUGAUCAAGUUCGUCCGCACUCGUUGGUACCCCUCGCAGCCGUCUGUUCAAUCUGAACCCGAAAAGAACGACGAUCUUGAGGUCUAA
Linnemannia hyalina is the source of this 1098-nucleotide messenger RNA. The record is from the annotation of a GenBank genome assembly. Lineage: Eukaryota; Fungi; Mortierellomycota; Mortierellomycetes; Mortierellales; Mortierellaceae.